AUAAUUAAGUCAAUAUUAAAUCAUAUAGCAUGCGCAAAUAAUGAACACUGAUAUCAGAAACUAAACAAAAUCAAGAAAUGUGUGUGGACGGAGAUCAUCCUCUGGUGACUUGCAAGGUCAGCUGUCAGAUGCCUUGAAGCUUAGUCUGAAGCCGAACGAGAGAGUGCCCCUGCCAACGCCACUGCCAACGCCCCUGCCAACAUGAGUACCAACGAGAAGGUCGAGCAACUGCCCGUCCCGUGCAUGCUGCUGGGGGAGGGCCCGCACUGGCUCGAGGACCUGCAAGCCAUCCUCUACGUGGACGUCUUCAGCAAGGCCCUCCGGCGCCACUUCGUCGACACCGGCAGGCAUCAGGUCCUCACGCUAGACGACGGCGGCGCGGCGGAGGUGGUGAGCGCCGUCAUCCCGAUAGCGGGCGAGCCGGACCUCUACCUCGUCGCCCUCGGGAAGAACCUGUCGGUGGUUCGCUGGUCGACGUCUGACCCCGACCAGCACACAGCGACCCCGAAGGUCAUCCAGACGACCACCGACGACCACUUCAACGACGCCAAGUGCGACCCUCGAGGACGACUCUGGGCUGGUACCAUGGGCCCUCUGGAUGAACAGGGAGAAUUGGCGGAAUUCAAUAAUUCGUCCCUCUUUAAGUUGGACCACGAUCUGGUCUUUACUGACUGGGUUAAGAAGGUGUCGAUCUCCAACGGCCUGGCCUGGAGUCACAGCAAGAAAAUUUUCUACUACAUCGAUUCCCCCGCUAAGACCGUGUACGUGUUCGAUUACGACGACGAGGCUGGAUCUAUCAGUAACCAACGCGUCCUGCUGGACUACGAGAGCGCCGGCCUCAAGGACCAAGUGCCGGACGGAAUGACCAUUGACGUGGACGGCAACUUGUGGGUCGCUUGCUUCGGAGGCAGCCAGGUAAUUUGCGUGGACCCGAAGGCAGGCAAAGUCAUCAAGCAGGUCCCUAUCCCCUCGAAGAACGUGACCUCGGUAUGCUGGGGGGGAGCUGAUUACUCCACGCUCUACGUCACUUCAGGAACCCUCAAGAUGUCCAAGGAGGAGGUGGCUGCUAACCCUUCCUCCGGAGGUACCUUCGCCGUUUCGGGCCUGGGCACGAAGGGCCUCCCGCCUGUCGCCUUCAAGGUCGACCUCGAGAAGCUCCGGGCAAAGAUGGCUGCGUGAAGGCCUCCUCCAAGAUAUCCGAGGCAGUAGUCUCCGCUCCGAUCCAGUUCCUUUACUGUUCACACAUAUAUUUAUCGCGUAUGUCAAUCAGUGCCAAAAAAGGUUAACAUUAUUAGCAUGAACAUCAUUAAGUAAAACAGAUUCACAUCAGUGACAGAGGUGAAGAUAUCGUCGACUUAUUAUAAUCUGGAUUAAGUCUAUCACUUUUGUCUCAUCUUAUAAAUGCUUUAAGCUGUAUUUUAUUUCCCAUAAAACUUGAGCAAAUUCUUCCUUUUAUCUACAUCCAUUUAUGUUUUGUAUAAGUUCAUCCAAGUGAACAUCAUUAUAAUUGCCAUCAGAGACUCGUGCAUACAGUAUUUACUGUAAGGAUUUCAGAGUCGAAUAUCAAGAUACCUGUAUAUGCACAUCGUAUCUUAAAUGUAUAAUGGUUAAUAUUUAAAACAAAUAAAUGUGCUUAAAUAAA
Molecule: messenger RNA, 1642 nt
Organism: Penaeus chinensis
Lineage: Eukaryota; Metazoa; Arthropoda; Malacostraca; Decapoda; Penaeidae
Product: regucalcin-like
Exons: 7
Coding region: 202-1179 (325 amino acids)
Biological process (GO): L-ascorbic acid biosynthetic process
Molecular function (GO): calcium ion binding; gluconolactonase activity
Source: RefSeq, a predicted model, not a curated record